AUGAAGGAGAUGUCUGUCUUUCCCUGGUUUGGCCUGGACAUCGGAGGGACCCUGGUGAAACUCGUCUACUUUGAACCCAAGGACAUCACGGCGGAAGAGGAAGAGGAAGAAGUGGAAAACCUCAAAAGCAUCCGCAAAUACCUGACAUCCAACGUAGCCUAUGGCUCCACAGGCAUUCGGGAUGUGCACCUUGAGCUCAGGGACCUUACCCUGUGUGGACGUAAAGGCAAUCUGCACUUUAUACGCUUUCCUACUCAUGACAUGCCUGCUUUUAUCCAAAUGGGAAGCGAAAAGCACUUCUCGAGCCUCCAUACUACCUUAUGUGCCACGGGAGGUGGAGCGUACAAAUUUGAGCAGGACUUUCGCACAAUGGGUGACCUUGAGCUUUGUAAGCUCGAUGAACUCGACUGCCUUAUUAAAGGGGUGUUGUACAUCGACUCCGUGGGAUUCAAUGGACACUCAGAGUGUUACUAUUUUGAGAACCCAACGGAUGCUGAGAGGUGCCAGAAGCUCCCAUUCAACCUGGAGAAUCCAUACCCUCUCCUCCUGGUGAACAUUGGCUCAGGGGUCAGCAUUCUGGCUGUCUACUCCAAAGAAAACUAUAAACGGGUAACGGGCACCAGCCUCGGAGGGGGAACCUUUUUUGGUCUCUGCUGCCUUCUCACAGGAUGCUCCACCUUUGAGGAGGCCCUGGAAAUGGCAUCCCAGGGGGACAGCACCAAAGUGGACAAACUGGUGCGGGACAUCUACGGGGGAGACUACGAGCGGUUCGGGUUGCCAGGCUGGGCUGUGGCAUCCAGCUUUGGAAACAUGAUGAGCAAGGAGAAGAGGGAGUCUGUCAGCAAGGAGGACCUGGCCAGGGCCACCUUAAUCACCAUCACCAACAACAUCGGCUCCAUAGCGCGGAUGUGUGCACUCAACGAGGUAUUUUGGGGGAUCUCUUCCCUUCCUCCCUGA
Manacus vitellinus (golden-collared manakin) is the source of this 957-nucleotide messenger RNA. Its product is annotated as pantothenate kinase 2, mitochondrial. The transcript is spliced from 5 exons. Bases 1 to 957 code for a protein of 318 amino acids. Gene Ontology annotation, cellular component: cytosol; nucleus. Gene Ontology annotation, biological process: coenzyme A biosynthetic process. Lineage: Eukaryota; Metazoa; Chordata; Aves; Passeriformes; Pipridae. Gene Ontology annotation, molecular function: ATP binding; pantothenate kinase activity. The record is from RefSeq and is a predicted model, not a curated record.